AGUUAUGAAUAACUCUGCAUUUUUAAGCGGACCAAAUAUCAAUGCUCUUCUCCUUUUAACCACUUGUAACAUUUCCAAUUUCUGGCUGCUAAAAGCUCCCAUUUUAAAAAACCAUCUUGAUCGCAAGACUGAAUCCAAGUUGUUUAUUAAAAAGAAAAAAAAUGGCUGACGCUCUUAUCAGCUCGACAAUUCAGGUCACCUUGGAAAGGGCACUGUCUCUUGCCUCUGAUAGGAUUGGUUUGCUCGUUGGCUUCAAGAAGGAUGUGGCCAGCAUGACACUUUCUCUUGGCUUUAUCAAAGAUGUCCUGGCUGAUGCUGAGGAAAGGCAAAACCAAAUUAGAGGAGUGCAACGAUGGUUGAAGUGUCUCGAUGAGGUGGCUUAUGAUGCUCAGAAUGUGUUGGAUGAGCUUCACUAUGAAUCUCUUCGUCACCAGGUGGAGUCCCGAAACCGACACAAGCUCAAGGUAUGCUGCUUCUUCUCCUUCUCUAACAUUAAUCUUGCUUUUCGUUGGAGAAUGGCUUCUAAGGUCAGGGACAUCAACCUUGAGUUGAAUAAGAUAAAUCAACAAGCCCGUGAUUUUGGACUGGACAGUAAGUCAGUCGUGCCUGCUGCCCUCCCUGCUGCUCCUGCUGUUGGAGGCACGAGAGGUCGGCAGACCGACUCUGUUGUUGCUCCAAUGGUUGGAAGAGCCGAUGAUGAAUCAGAGAUAGCGAAGAUUUUGUUGAGCCUGUCUGAGAAGGUUGUUUCUGUUCUUCCCAUAGUUGGUAUGGGAGGUUUAGGCAAAACAACUUUGGCUAAAUCCAUAUACAACAAGAAGCAAAUUGAUGAACACUUUGACAUAAAGAUUUGGGUUUGUGUAUCGAAAAAAGUUCCAAUAGAGGAGCUUUUCAAACUCAUAUUAGUGCAAUUGAUGAAAGAAAAGGUUGACGUGGAUGAUCGGAAUGUCAUCGUUGGAGAAAUUCAGAAUCAACUAGGGGGGAAAAAGUAUUUCCUAGUCCUUGAUGAUGUGUGGGAUGAUAAUCAAGCAUUGUGGGAGGACUUUUUCAACACCUUGAAGGGGCUCAAUCCAACUAAUGGAAGCUGGUGUCUGGUCACUACUCGUCCAGGUCCAGUGGCGCAGUGUGUGUCUAGAGUUUUGAUGAUGGAAAAUGAAGCCUAUCGAUUAGGAAGGCUACCUGAUGAUCUUUGCUGGUCUAUCCUAAAAGAAAAAGUAGUUGGAGGAGGAGAAGUACCUGAUGAACUAAAAGCAAUUAAAGAGAGAGUAAUCAAAAGAUGUGAUGGUCUACCAUUGGCUGCAAGUGUAAUAGGAGGUCUAUUAUCUUUACAUGGAAAAGAGGAGUGGCGAUCAAUUUUGGAGAAUAGGCUUUCGAGUUUGAGUGCAGAUGAAGGUCGUGUGAUGCAAAUACUUAAGUUGAGUUUUGAUAAUUUGCCAUCUCCAUACAUUAAGAAAUGUUUUGCGUAUUGUUCUAUAUUUCCUAAGGAUACUGAGAUGAAAGGAGAUAUGCUAAUCGAACUUUGGGUGGCAGAAGGUUUCUUGCAAGCAGAUGCCAAUAGACAAAUGAUGAUGGAGGAAAUUGGAAUGAAUUAUCUGAGAAUUUUAUUGCAGAGUUCAUUGUUUGAAGAAACAAGAUAUGAUUGGAAAACAUAUUAUAAGAUGCAUGAUUUGGUGCAUGACCUUGCAGAGUCAAUGUCAAAGUCUACCAAAGUCAUUAAUAAUGGGGAUACACAUAUAGUAGACAAUGGUAAUCAGAUUCGUUACCUUGCAAUAGACUCAUUUGGUGGUGGAGAAGGCAGAGAAAAACUUUUGGAGAGUCUAUCAGCUUCGCUUCAUACAUUGUUUGCAAAGGGUGACUUAUCUGAUGACAUGUUAAUGAAGUUGAAGAACUUGUAUGUUUUGAAUUUGUCUCGUACAAGAACUCAAGAGCUACCAGUCUCAAUUGGCAAACUGAUACAUUUGCGGUAUUUUGACCUUUCAUGGUCUUCAAUCAGGAUUUUGCCAGAAUCCCUUUGCAAGCUUUAUAAUCUGCAAACACUGACGCUAAGUAACUCAGAUGUUACAGAUCUUCUGAAGGGAAUGUGCAAUUUGAUUAGCUUGAGACAUCUUCACUAUUACAUAAGUGAUGAAGAAUUUCAAAUGCCGCUAGAGAUGGGACGGCUGUCUUGCCUUCAGACACUAGAGUUCUUUAAAGUGGGUCGAGAGAAGGGUCGACAAAUUGGAGAGCUUGGAAGCUUGAAGAACCUCAAAGGCAAAUUGAAGAUACGCAAUCUGCAACUAGUAAAGGAUAAGGAAGGAGCUGAAGAAGCAAAACUAUUUGAAAAGGCAAAUCUAUCUAGGUUGAUACUUGAGUGGGCCCUGGCUUGGGAUCGAGAAGGUGACAACUACAACUAUGACAAAGAUGUGUUGGAUGGCCUUCGACCCCACCCAAAUUUGGAGGAGUUGAUGCAAAGAACUCCUUCCCCUGCAAAACUUUACGUCUCUUAA
Molecule: messenger RNA, 2483 nt
Organism: Coffea eugenioides
Lineage: Eukaryota; Viridiplantae; Streptophyta; Magnoliopsida; Gentianales; Rubiaceae
Product: putative disease resistance protein RGA3
Exons: 2
Coding region: 162-2483 (773 amino acids)
Biological process (GO): defense response to other organism
Molecular function (GO): ADP binding
Source: RefSeq, a predicted model, not a curated record